Acipenser ruthenus (sterlet) is the source of this 5096-nucleotide messenger RNA. It is a transcript of the gene ipo13b, whose product is annotated as importin 13b. The coding region runs from base 729 to 3605 and encodes 958 amino acids. Gene Ontology annotation, molecular function: small GTPase binding. The record is from RefSeq and is a predicted model, not a curated record. Lineage: Eukaryota; Metazoa; Chordata; Actinopteri; Acipenseriformes; Acipenseridae. The transcript has 20 exons. Gene Ontology annotation, biological process: protein import into nucleus. Gene Ontology annotation, cellular component: nuclear membrane; cytoplasm.
AUGUAGACUAUAUCCCGAGACUCAAAUGCCUUUUUAACAUUGUGUAUACGUUUUUAUACUAUAUACAUUUUAUCCUUGGCAACUUUUUGUUACACAUUUUAGAUUUUAUUUAGUUUUUUUCUCCCUGAAAUUCUUGGGCAGCUUGGCUUUUAGCAAGGACUCCCCAUGUUGAGGCUGUCACUGUAGCUACCGCAGCUUCACCGGUGCAGCGCAGGAAUAGCACGGGAGAGAUUGGCUUUUUUCUUUUUGUUGUACAGUUUACUGUAUAUGUAUGUAAUCAACGGUCGUGUAAAAGCGUAUUCAUUUCCAAGCAACGUUUUCGGCUCUGUUAUAUUUUUUAAAUCACGCUGGUAGAGAGAUAUUAAAAUAAUUCGCGUUACAUGCACAUUUGUAGAAUAAACUGGCUUGCGCAUCCAAUUAGUUCGUAUUUAUUCUAUAGCAAGCAGCUAACGAAAGGGGACAGAGAUUGAAGAUCGGCUUCUAAAGAAAGGAGGCGUCGAUUAGGAGCUGUCAGAAUUAUUAUUUUCAUUGAAACAGAGUCGGGCUAAGCUGGACCGUUUCAAUUGCAUACGAGAGGGACACAAAAAAUCCUGCUAUAGUGCAGCAAAUUAUAAGCUGUCUCCUCCCGCCUGUCUGUGCAGUCCGUGUUACUGCGUGCUGAGCAGUACAGUUAGGUGAAGCUGCAUUCUCUGCACUGAGUAAUCGUCCUCAUCGCACCCCGAAAAACAAUGGAUCAGGGGAGAGGAGGUCAGAGUCCGGACAGCCUCGACUUCACAGUGGAGAAUGUGGAAAAGGCCUUGCACCAGCUGUACUACGACCCCAACAUAGAGAACAAGAACCUGGCUCAGAAGUGGCUGAUGCAGGCCCAGGUGUCCCCGCAGGCCUGGCAGUUCAGCUGGGUCUUGCUCAGCCCAGACAAGGUGCCGGAGAUCCAGUACUUCGGCGCCAGCGCUCUGCACACCAAGAUCUCCCGCUACUGGAACGACAUCCCUGCAGAGCAGUACGAGAGCCUCAAGAGCCAGCUCUUCAGCCAGAUCGCGCGCUUCGCCUCCGGGUCCAAGAUCGUGCUGACCCGGCUGUGCGUGGCCCUGGCCUCGCUGGCGCUCAACAUGAUGCCCGAAGCCUGGCCGGCGGCUGUCAGCGACAUGGUCAAGAUGUUCCAGACGGAGAGCUGUGACGUGGACGGACAGGCUCGCUGCCUGGCUCUGCUGGAGCUGCUGACCGUGCUGCCCGAGGAGUUCCAGACCAGCCGGCUGCCGCAGUACCGCAAGGGGCAGGUCCGCAAUGCCCUGGGGCAGGAGUCCGGGGCCGUCUUCCCCCUCCUGCAGCAGCUCCUCCAGCAGCAGGACUCGCCCAGCUUCAUCAAGCAGAAGGUGCUCAAGUGCUUCUCCAGCUGGGUGCAGCUGGACGUGCCGCUGUCUGACUGCGAGAGCCUGAUGCAGGUGGCGUUCUCAUCGCUGCAGGACCCCGAGCUCUUCGACACGGCUGUGGAGGCCAUCGUCAACGCCAUCUCCCAGCCCGACUCGCAGAGGUAUGUGAACACUCUUCUCAAGCUGAUCCCGCAGGUCCUGCAGCUCCAGGAGCAGCUCCGGCAGGCGGUGCAGAGCGGAGACAUGGAGACCUCGCACGGGAUCUGCCGCAUCGCUGUGGCGCUCGGGGAGAACCACUCCAGAGCGCUGCUGGAGCAGGUGGACCACUGGCAGAGCUUCCUGGCGCUCGUCAACAUGAUCAUGUUCUGCACAGGCAUCCCGGGACAUUACCCUGUCAACGAGACCACCAGCUCCCUCACACUCACCUUCUGGUACUCUCUGCAGGAUGACAUCAUGUCUUUCGAGGCCAACAAGCAAGUGGUUUACAUGCAGGUGUACCGGCCUGUCUACUUCCAGCUGGUGGAUGUGCUGCUGCACAAGGCGCAGUUCCCUUCCGAUGAGGAGUACAGCUCCUGGUCCUCCGACGAGAAGGAGCAGUUCAGGAUUUACAGGGUUGAUAUCUCCGACACACUCAUGUAUGUGUACGAGAUGCUGGGAGCAGAGCUGCUGAGUAACCUUUAUGACAAACUGGGACGCCUCCUGACCAGCACGGAGCAGCCCGCGUCCUGGCAGCACACAGAGGCCCUCCUGUACGGCUUCCAGUCCAUCGCAGAGACCAUCGAUGUGAACUACUCUGACGUCAUCCCCGGCCUCAUCGGGCUCAUCCCCAGGAUCAACAUCAACAACGUGCAGCUGGCAGACACCGUCAUGUUCACCAUUGGGGCCCUGGCGGAGUGGCUGGCAGACCACCCUGUCAUGAUCAACAACGUCCUGCCGCUGGUGCUGCAUGCGCUGGGUAACCCGGAGCUCUCCAUCUCCAGUGUGUCCACACUCAAGAAGAUCUGUCGAGAGUGCAAGUACGACCUGCCGCCCUACGCAGCCAACAUCGUCGCGGUGUCCCAGGAGGUGCUGAUCAAACAGAUUCACAAGACCAGUCAGUGUAUGUGGCUGAUGCAGGCGCUGGGGUUCCUGCUGUCUGCACUGCCUGUGGAGGAGAUCCUGAGGAACCUGCAGUCCCUUAUCUCCCCCUACAUCCAGCAGCUGGAGAAGCUAGCCAGUGAGACGCCCAACCCUUCCAACAAGCUGGCGAUCAUUCACAUCCUGGGUCUGCUGUCCAACCUGUUCACCACGCUGGACAUCACGCGCCACGACGACGACUCCGGGGAGGGCAGCGAGGUCAAGAAGAAGCUGGUCGAGCCCGGGCCCAACCCGGUGGUGGUCGUGCUUCAGCAGGUCUUCGCUCUCAUACAGACGGUGCUCAGCAAGUGGCUCAAUGAUUCCCAGGUGGUUGAGGCGGUGUGUGCGAUCUUUGAGAAGUCUGUGAAGACGCUGCUCCAUGAUUUCACCCCCAUGAUCUCUCAGCUGUCAGAGAUGCUCGGGCAGAUGUACAGCACCAUCCCUCAGGCCUCCGCAUUGGACCUCACUCGCCAGAUGGUCCAUAUCUUUGCCAGUGAGACUGACCACUUCCCACCAAUCAAAGCGCUCUUUCAGCUGGUUACCACGGUAACGCUCUCUAUUUUCCAACAAGGGCCCAGGGAUCAUCCUGAUAUUGUUGAUUCAUUUAUGCAACUCCAGGCGCAGGCUCUCAAAAGGAAACCCAAUUUGUUCUUGUCUGAGAAUCUUGAUGUGAAGGCUGUGUUUCACUGCGGAGUCUUGUCCCUCAAGUUCCCGGAGGCACCCACAGUGAAGGCCACCUGUCUCUUCUUUACGGAGCUGCUGCCUCGCUGUGGAGAUGUUCCUCCCAUCGGGCAGGUAGUGCAUGAAGAUGGCAAGCUGCUGCUGCAGGCUGUGCUGGAGGGGAUCGGAGGCCAGUCUUCCCGGACCCUGGUGGACCAGUUUGCAGAGAUCCUGUUUGCUCUGAACAAGCACUGCUUCAGCUACCUGUCGCUGUGGCUCAAGGAGGUGCUGCAGCAGCCAGGCUUCCCCUCCUCACGCGUCACCCAGGAGCAGAAAAACACCUUCACCCAGCAGAUCCUCAGGGAGCGUGUGAACAAGCGGCGAGUGAAGGAGAUGGUGAAGGAGUUCACGCUGCUGUGCCGUGGUCUGCAUGGCACAGAGUACGUGGCUGACUACUGACCAGGCUGUGAACCGCACUGCCCAGCGCUUAACGGACCUGCGUGGGUCAGUUAGACUUUCCCGUAAGAGACUCAACAUGUAAAGAAUUCAAACAGAUCCAAUCAUCUUCUUGCUUGCUCCCCUGGUAUCCUGACACACAGUGCUGCUGUGAAGUAAACUUAAGACACUUCUGAAGAACAAGAAGAAUUCUUCCCUCUUUAAAAAAAAAAAAAAUAAUAAUAAUUAUAUAUAUAUAUAUAUAUGUUGUAAAGGAAUCUUCUCUCUUUCUCCACACCGCAUAGAGGAGCAAGUCCUGCCCUGGUAAAUUCAGACUCUUUCCUAACGCAUGCUUUCUGAACCCAGCACAAGUACUUCAAAUUUUCUUCCUGAGAUGCAUCACAAAUAAAGACUGUUUUCUAAGAACAACCUUUGGAGCUGCACUGCUGUUGGACUUGUGUGAGAGAAAGGAAAGGGAGGUGGGUGAGGGAGGGAAGCGUAGGAUGGAGGUUGCAUUCUUAGCCGUAUCAUUUGAUUUGAUUUUUUUUUUUAAAAGUUGAACUUGGAGCUGUAGGAACUGCUGGUUAUUAAAGACAUCAAGAAGCGUAGGCGUGCUGACUUGCGUGUCGCUAACAUACUGGGUAUUCUGUGUAUGUGAUUUUAAAACAGUGUGUGUUUAAAGUUGUGUGAUGACAGUUGUGAAUUCUGUGGGGUCUGUUUGUUUUUUCACCUUUAUGAACAACAAUAUGUAGAAUGUGCACUACUAUACUUCCUUGUGGAUGAGAUCCAAUAUGAACUGCUGCUGAAAGGGGGAAAGAAAAAAAAAACCUUUAAAUUGAGACGAUGACAACGACUACAAUAAUAAUAACGAUGCUAAAUAUUGUAUUUCUGCACUUUGGCAAACGUUCCUGCAUUGCUCUGCUUCGUAAAGAUUAACCACUAGCAUGCAGACAAACCAAAUGUUUUUUCUUAACCCCGCACUCCCCUCUCCCUCGUUAAUCGCUUGUGACAUUUCCAGAUUGACCCUACAAUUGCAACAUCCAACAAGACCAGUGUUUUUUUACGACUUGUGUAAAGCAGGCUGCGAACAUGGCUUCUAAUGUGCCCUGCUGUUCUGCAACGUUAAGCGGCAGGCAUAUCUUGGGGAGGGGGCCUUUCUGUUAUUUGGUUUUUACAGUUGAUGAAGGAUGUUUCACAGGCGUUAUCCGUUGCAAACCACCAUCUUAUUGAAUAUGGAAUAGUUUGCAGAAGCACAACUGGAAUCAUCUGUUUCUAGAGGGCUCCUGGCCAGACAAUUGCAAAUAAGGGGCUAAUGCCCACCUGCCACGUGAAGAUGGCUCUCCUCUUUCAGGCUGUAAACCCUGUCCUGCCCUGCAGCUCCAAUGUGCGAGUGUGGCUGGGCUGAGCUCUGCGGGGUCUGAAUUGUAAAACAUAGAUGAAGGCAUCCUGUUGUAAUACGGGUUAUGUACAUUUUUUUUGUACCGAGUUUUAAUUUAUUAAAUAUAUUGCAGUGUG